Messenger RNA from Thalassophryne amazonica, 1080 nucleotides. Its product is annotated as protein-L-isoaspartate(D-aspartate) O-methyltransferase-like. The transcript is spliced from 9 exons. Lineage: Eukaryota; Metazoa; Chordata; Actinopteri; Batrachoidiformes; Batrachoididae. Gene Ontology annotation, molecular function: protein-L-isoaspartate (D-aspartate) O-methyltransferase activity. Gene Ontology annotation, biological process: protein modification process. Bases 73 to 822 code for a protein of 249 amino acids. Gene Ontology annotation, cellular component: cytoplasm. The record is from RefSeq and is a predicted model, not a curated record.
CGUGGUCACAGUAGGAAACGUGUACUCGUAACUGCUGGAUCCCGAGACACCAAGGGAGACCCACAGUAGGAGAUGCGAGCUGCGUUGCGCCUGGCGAUAGUGGCAGUCCCUAUGGGUGUGUUGCUGUCCCGGACCAUGGCGUGGAUGUCCAGCGGAAAAACGCAUCCAGAACUCGUCGGCAGGCUAAGGGAUCACGGAGUGAUCCGCAGUGACAGAGUGUUUGAUGCCAUGCUGGCGACAGACCGAGGCCUUUAUUCUAGAGACUAUCCUUAUGCAGACUCUCCUCAGUCCAUAGGCUACAGAGCAACCAUCAGUGCUCCACACAUGCAUGCCCACGCUCUGGAGCUGCUCAGCGACAAGCUGACCGAAGGGGCAUCGGCACUGGAUGUGGGUUCGGGGAGCGGCUAUCUCACUGCCUGCUUUGCGAGGAUGACCGGGGCCGGCGGGCGAGUAGUCGGCAUCGAACACAUUGAAGAACUGGUUCAGGCAGCAAUAAAAAACGUGCAGUCUGACGACCCAGAGCUGCUUUCCUCUGGACGUAUCAACCUUGUAGCGGGUGAUGGACGGCUGGGCUACCCUGACGGCGCUCCCUAUGAUGCCAUUCAUGUUGGUGCAGCUGCUGCUACUGUUCCUAAAGCUCUCUUGGAGCAGCUGAAGCCGGGCGGGCGUUUGAUUCUCCCGGUGGGCCCCGAUGGCGGAAAUCAAGUCUUACAGCAGUACGAUCGGCAGAGUGAUGGCACCUUCCUCAAGAAAGCUUUGAUGGGAGUCAUCUACGUACCCCUGACGGACAAGAGGCGUCAGUGGCCCGGAGGUGAGCUCUGACUGCAGUGUGGUUGCCCCUGCAGGAGGUGGCGCUGGUGCUGCAGCUUCGGGGGCCCGUAGCACUUCCCUCAGAGAUUCAUCUCAGCCACCUGCCAUGCUGCGCGGUCUCCUAGCAACAACCAAGGGGCAGUUUGGUGACCUGAUUGUCUUCCUGAGUUCAAACGGUGAUCGCCGCUGGACCGUCUCCUGAUGACCUUCGUCCAAGAGUCCUCGCUGUCAGAUAAGCUAUGAUGACAGGGAGGAGAGAGAAAAAAAAGA